AGGGUGGGGGAAUCAGAUCGAUAGCAGGCUGAGUUGCUUUGCCACUGUGUGCCAGCCACCUGCUGCCCCCAACCCAACAAGGGCAGGGGGCACAGCUGUAGACCUCUGUCCAUCUGGAAGAGCUAUCUUUCUUCCCUCUCGGCUCGGCUUCCUCAACAAUUAUUUCCUUCCCCCAUGUAUGACGACUCCUAUCUCCAUGGAUUCGAAGACUCUGAAGUGGGCUCUGCUGAUUCCUACACUAGCCGCCCAUCGUUGGAUUCCGACGUGUCGCUAGAAGAGGAACGUGAAGGGGUGAAGCGCGAAGUGGAGAACCAGACCCAGCAGCAGCUUGAAAAAGCCAAGAACAAACCAGUUGCAUUUGCUGUCCGUACUAAUGUCAGCUACUGUGGCGCAUUGGAUGAAGAAUGUCCUGUGCAGGGAUCUGCCAUCAACUUUGAAGCCAAAGACUUCUUGCAUAUUAAAGAGAAAUACAGCAAUGACUGGUGGAUCGGCCGGCUAGUGAAGGAAGGGGGAGACAUCGCCUUCAUCCCCAGCCCACAGAGGCUGGAGGCCAUACGGCUGAAACAGGAGCAGAAAGCCAGGCAAUCUGGGAAUCCUGCUGCCAGCAACAGGCGAUCGCCUCCCCCAUCAUUAGCCAAGCAGAAGCAAAAGCAGACAGAGCACAUCCCUCCAUAUGAUGUGGUUCCUUCCAUGCGGCCAGUGGUGCUGGUGGGACCUUCACUGAAAGGAUACGAGGUGACGGACAUGAUGCAGAAAGCUCUUUUUGAUUUCUUGAAGCACAGAUUUGAUGGCAGAAUCUCCAUCACGCGUGUUACGGCAGACCUGUCCCUGGCCAAGCGCUCGGUGCUCAACAAUCCUGGGAAACGGGCCAUCAUUGAGCGAUCUACAACCCGGUCUAGUAUCGCUGAAGUCCAGAGCGAGAUUGAGCGGAUCUUUGAAUUGGCCAAGACCUUGCAACUGGUAGUGCUGGAUGCAGACACCAUCAACCACCCAGCCCAGCUGGCCAAAACCUCUCUGGCUCCCAUCGUUGUCUAUGUCAAAGUUUCUUCCCCAAAGGUGUUGCAACGCCUUAUUAAAUCCAGAGGGAAAUCACAGGUGAAGCAUCUCAAUGUGCAAAUGAUGGCUGCUGACAAGCUUGUCCAGUGUCCUCCGGAACUCUUUGAUGUGAUCUUAGAUGAGAACCAGCUGGAGGAUGCUUGUGAACAUCUGGCUGAGUAUUUGGAGGUAUACUGGCGAGCAACCCACCACCCUGCACAAGGCCUUGGGAGCCAAAACCUCCUGACUCCUUCCACUGCCAUUUCUGGCCUGCAGAGCCAGGCCCCGAUGGGCGAGCAAGAGAGUGAGCGCUCCCCGGUGGAGCACGACAGCUUGAUGCAAUCUGACGAAGUGAGUGACGCCUCGCGCAAGACAUGGACGGCGUCCUCUCAGCGCAGCUCUCGGCACCUGGAGGAUGAAUACUCCGACGCCUACACUGACCUGUACCAGCCUCACCGCAACCACAACAGUGGCCUCCGCAGCACCAACGGCCAUGACUCGCAGGACCGUCUUCUGGAGCGCGACUCUGAGCACAAUCACAAUGACAGGAACUGGCAACGCAACCGGCCCUGGGCCAAAGAUAGUUAUUGAAACUUCCUGGCCAGGCCUCCAGGGACACAAGACACGGCUGCUACUGUCUUUGCCAUCUCCCAAACUGAGUUAAUUGCCUGAUCUCAAGCCUUUGUCUCUUUCCCUUUGUAGCUGAGCCCCACAGAGUGCAGGUCCUGCCCCAGUACACAGGUGCUAUCUAAGGAAGCCCAGACAUAGCCAUGGCUGCCUAAAAGAGGUUGGAUGAUUUGUCUGGCCCUCCUUCACUUUAGAUUAUGUAGGCCAUGAUAGUAUCUUUGCAGGGUAAACUUCACAUCCCAGUUCCGUUUUGGGAGGGGUGGGGAGGCUAGGAGCUGGAUUGGGCUUCUGCAUCUCAGAGGAAGAAAAUUUUUCCAAGAGAGAAGCUGGUUGUAGCUCCAAUUUUAACUGAGCAGGAGAUCAGAGCUGAAGAUUACAAGGGAGAAAGUAAGCCAGGCAUGUAGAGCCCUUAGGAUGAGUUUACUUCUUUCAAGCGGGAGACCCAGAGCCUCACUUUUUGCCUUGCUGUAAGGUUAGACCUGUGUGCACAUGUCCCGAGAUCUGUCCGGAAAUUGAGAUUGGUGUAGAUAACCAAGAUUGCUAAUUAUAAGAGUGAUACACUCUAGAAAUUGAUAUGAACAGCCAAUACUGAUUCAAUUACAGGGCGUGAUCUUCACGGCAUUGGCAGCCAUUUUGUGCAAAUGCUUUGGUGAAUCAUGUGCAAUAAGCAGCAGGUGACACUGAGACACAAUAUUUCAGCCUGCACAGAAAAAAUUAAUACAUCAGGAAAAAAGGUAGAAUUAAAAUGCUCCCUGACAUUGAAUGUUCUGCAUUCGGGGGAUUUAGUUUCAUUUAAAGUCGAUGAAUGAUGAAAGAUCAUUCAAGUAUGGCAGGAUGAUCUAAGAGAUUAUCGAUAAAUUACCUGCUGCUAAUUUGGAUAUAAUCCAAAUAUCACAAGGCCAAAAGAUAUCUAUGUAGCGGUGGCUUUUCUACAAGAAUAUAUAAAUGUUCAUGACUGUCACUGAGAGGGCUACACAGCUUCCAUCUUCUGUUGCCCUUGCAAUUAUUGAUUAGAUGGGUAGGGCCAGAUACAAAAGAAAAAAAAAUUGCUUCAGAUUUACCCAAGAUUUUCUUAGUUUUCAUAUUCUUUUAUGUAAUUCCCAUGACCUUGAAGCGAGUUAUUGAUUCUAAGGAAGCUGAGAUGCAAACUGUACUGUGCACUAUUAGCACAUGUAAAGUAAAGCCUCAAGGAUCAUUUGGUAGAAUAGCAGCAGGAGAGAGGUUUAACCCUUUCCAUCCUAGCUCCAAAGUAUUCUGUGUCCAACAUAUCCCAGCCAACUGGCUGCCUUUUCUAGAUGGAGUUGUAGAUUCAAAAGUGUGAGGGGGGGGGGAGUCUUCAGCAGAGAAAGUUAUUUUGCACAAAAAAUAGCCGGUGGAGAAAGGUUUAAUUAGGCCUUUCCUGACUCUUGCUGGCCAUCUAUUCCAAAUCUACUUCAUCCCCAAGUAGAGUGAAAGCCUUGAAACCCUUAUUUCCUUGGAACCCCACAACCCCAACGCUCAGUCUUGUUCCUCUUGUCCUGCUAGGUCAUCCUCCUGCACAGUCACUUCUGUUAGAGGACUAGUGGGAAGACAUUUUUUAAAGCCACAGUAUGAGAUGCUUGAGUUUGUAUCCUCCUCACUUGCUCCAAAAUUCCUUGCUAAUUGCAUGCAACCUUGAUCUGCCACAUUCCACUUGUGUUGCGGGAAGUGGGAGGAAGAUGAGGUGCCGAGUAAUCGGUGCGUCCUGCUUUUUCAUGGUGACUCCUACCCUCAGCACUUUGGGACUUCCAUCUUGUGGAAGUGGCCCAGGGCUAUAGACAUCCUACUUCCUGCUUUUUCUAAUGCGCAAACCCUGCUCUUCCAUUCUCCCUCUUCCAUUCUCGGGGCAGUGGGUGGCAGCCCCUUCUUUUCAAAAGCACGUACAGCUACCAGAAAUCAGCCUGUAAAUAUUGCCCACUAGCAUUGGGAGUUGUGUUGAGUGUGUGUUGUACCCCUGGAUGGUCCAGAGCCGAAGGGGAAAUGCUCUUCCCCUCUUUUGUGGCUUAGGUGGCUUGAGGACGGGGAAAUGUUUCUAUCCCUGCGGUAGUGGUUGUUUGAUGGGCUGCUGCAACAGCUUUGUUACUCUUCUUUUGUAGAGAGCACUUAUUUCCCCCAAAACUUGUAAGCCUGUUUGAAACAACAAGCGUUUGCUAUUUAUAACAUGUGGCUGAGUGGUUGUUAUUUUGAGUACAGCUGCGAGGACAUUGGAAUGGAGGGUUUGAAGGACAGAAUUCAAGAUGGGUGUUUUUGGCUGGUGUUCAUAACACCCUUCCCUGAUGCAACACUAAACCCAGCAUGAUUCUUGAGCCAAAGAUUGGGAUGAAGAGAUAUCCCAUGACCUGACUGUUCAGAAUUGAUCUAUCACAAUUUUCAAUUGGUUCUAGAGCUACUCUCUUCUGAGGUAGGAGUAAAGCUUGGACUCCUCUAAUUUGUAGGACCUUAGGCUACAGUUGCCAGAGUUCCUUGGGGAAAAUAUAUGGCAAUUAUAUGGGAUACAUAAGCCACACAUUAGCAGUAUAAUUAAUUGUCUCAAGAGUUCAGGCACAAGCAGCUUUCAUGUUAAAGCGGCAAAGGUUCAAAUACAGUAGCCAGAAUAAACAAGGCCCUCUUAGUUCAAAUGGCAUUUGUGCAAAGGAAAGUAAAAAGCAGGGAGGUCAAUGAAUGGGUUGCAGUCAAGUUCGUGAUUGAUUUACCCAUCAAUUGCAUUCAACCUAGGAAAGGUGCGGAUUGAGUGGCAUCUAACCUUCCUCAGAUAAUAACCGAAACACUGAAAUUGCCUUUUAAUUAAAAUGUCAGAAGUCUGCCUAUUAACUGAUACUCACCUAAAUGCACGUUAACACACCAUUUAAGUAGCAUUUCUGCUUGCUCCCUAUGCAUCAAUUCUGACUUUCAGUUAUAUUAGAACAAACAUAGCCUAGCAUCAAUCUUUCUCUAGCUGUCCGUCAGAGGGCUUCUUCCCAUUCACAAAAUGCAUUUUGAUGAUUCUCACUUUGAAAAUUAUUGUUUUGAGGAGUGGGUACCUAUAGAAUGGCUCACAGUUUCUGGCUUUCAAAUGUUUUAAAAAGGCUAUGGUCUGGAAAUCUUACCUUGUCCCAAUACAAGUUAGUCUGUAAAGCCAUACUUUUGCAGAAAUUUCAAAUUUGGUUAAAAUUUGUGUGUGUGUGUGUAUGAAUUGCCUUUAAAGUACAAACCUAAACAACAGUAUUUAGUAGAACCCAUCAGUUGCAACAAGCUCAUUUUAGACUGUACUGUUGCUUAACAAAUAUCUCUUUGCCAUCAUCCUAUUCUAGUUCUAGUCCUGCCAUAGCCAUGGAAGCCAAUUGGGUGAUCUUGGGACAGUCAUUGUCUCUCAACCCAACCCACCUCACAGGGUUGUUGUUGUGGGGAAAAUAGGAGGAGGAAGGUGUGUUGAAGAUGUUUGCCGUCUUUGAGUUAUUUGUAAAAAUAAUAAAGUUGGGAUAUAACCAAUUAAAUAAAUAAUAUUGGGGAUGAAAA
Molecule: messenger RNA, 5175 nt
Organism: Pantherophis guttatus
Lineage: Eukaryota; Metazoa; Chordata; Lepidosauria; Squamata; Colubridae
Gene: CACNB3
Product: calcium voltage-gated channel auxiliary subunit beta 3
Biological process (GO): calcium ion transmembrane transport
Cellular component (GO): voltage-gated calcium channel complex
Molecular function (GO): voltage-gated calcium channel activity; protein binding
Source: RefSeq, a predicted model, not a curated record